This is a messenger RNA of Pteronotus mesoamericanus, 3638 nucleotides long. RefSeq names its product deltex E3 ubiquitin ligase 3L (gene DTX3L). The transcript has 5 exons. The record is from RefSeq and is a predicted model, not a curated record. Gene Ontology annotation, cellular component: nucleoplasm. NCBI's taxonomy places the organism in Eukaryota, Metazoa, Chordata, Mammalia, Chiroptera, Mormoopidae. Gene Ontology annotation, biological process: protein ubiquitination; Notch signaling pathway. Gene Ontology annotation, molecular function: ubiquitin protein ligase activity. Bases 38 to 2275 code for a protein of 745 amino acids.
CAUCCGGAGCAGCGGCGCCAGCCCGACGCCGGUAGCCAUGGCCUCGAACUCCUGCCCGCCAUCCCCGCUGCUCGUGCGGGUGUCUAUGCCCAACCUCCGGCCAAAUCUGCAUAGGAAGCUGGAAAGCUACUUCCAGAGCCGGAAGACCUCGGGCGGCGGGGAAUGCACCGUCCGACCCAUGGGUCCCCACACCCCGGACACCUUCAUGGUGCUGUUCCUGGAAAGGGCAGCUAAGGACAGAGUGUUGAAAAAAGAAAAUCAUCAAAUUUUUAUUCACAACAAACCUGUGACUAUUUUCCUGGAACCCACUGAAAAUCCAAUAGAGAGGAAUAUGAGACCCGGAAUGCCUCAAGUGCAAACACCAUCACAAGAAGGGGCAAGUCCUAGUGGGAAACAUCCAAAUGAAGGACGUAUUCCUAAUGCUGUGGAUUCCUGUGUCCAAAAGAUCUUUCUUGCUGUCACAGCUGAACUGAAUUGCAGCCUGUUCUCUAAAGAGCAGCAGGAGCACAUAACCACUCUUUGCCCCAAUGUCAAAAAAAUGGAGAGUUACAAUGGCAUUGUGAAGGUGUGUGGUGACUUCAAAGAUAUUGAAAAAAUACAUGGCUUCUUGAGUGAGCAACUCCUAAAAAGGGAGUGGGAACAUGAAUCAUCCCAGUUGACAACAGAGCGAGAACCACUCCAGCAAGACCAGAACAGCUGUGAUUCUCCGUCUGAACCAAACACCAAGUCAGAAGCAACAAGCACCUCUUUUAAAGUUCCCUUGCUUCUCUUUGAAUACUUCAAACAUACCAACCCUGGAAAAAUGGACUUAAUAGAGAAAAAAUUUGAUAUAAAAAUAAAAAGUCAGGAGAGUUCACCUAAUGAGGUCUCUUUAGAUUUCAUCUCAAGUCAAUCAGGUGACCUCAAAGCAGCUCAAGAGUCUUUUAUCUGUGAAUUUCAGCAGAGCAUAGGAACAAUGAAGCAGGAAUGUGUUGUAUUGGCAGACAGUAAACAGGCAAAUAAAAUCAAACACAAAUUGAGUCACCAGUUUCAAAAGCUUUAUAUAAAGGAGAAUGGAGGAGAAUUAACUAUCCUUGGUACCCACGAUGACAUUUCAGCUGCCAGACAUUUUCUUGCCCCCCAAACCUCUGAAAGUCUUGUCAGGGCACCUGUGAAAAUAUCAAUUUCCUGGGAUACAGUCAACAGAAUUACAGUCGACACGGCACACUACAACCUUUUAAAAGCUGAAUUACUCCAGGAGAUACCAGAGAUAGAACAAAAGUACAACACUCAAAGUAAGAUUUGGGAAGAAAGUCAGAAAACCUGCAUUCUAUUUGAACCUAAGGACAAGGAGUUAGAUCUGUCUGUGCAUGCUUGUGCAAGUUUCAUUGAUGCCUAUCAACAUGUCUCAUGUCAGCUGAUGAGAGAAGUUCUUCCAUUGAAAUCUUUGGGCAAGGAAAGAAAGGACUUACAUGAGACCAAGUUCAUUGGUGACUUUAGAAAUAAGCAUCCAGGUGUACACUUUGUGCUAAAUCAAGAGUCAGUGACCUUUAUUGGGUUGCCAAAUCAUAUUGCAAAGGCAAAGCAGUAUGUCUUAAAAGCAGGGGGAAUGUCCCUGUUAGCUGGACAGAAACAGAAUGAGAAACAUGAAACACCCAUGGGCAUUGAUAGUAAUGAUUCAGAAACAGCUUCACCAACAUCCCCGCGCUCUGCCAGUUCUGGGGCAUCAGGAGUGAACGAGAAAGAGGACAUAUGUGCCAUCUGUAUGGAGCCCAUUGGGAAAAAGCAAGUGCUACCAAAGUGCAAGCACGAAUUCUGCACCCAUUGUAUCAACAAAGCCCUGAAAUACAAGCCAGUCUGUCCAGUAUGCCUGACUUCCUAUGGGGUCCAGAAAGGGAAUCAGCCAGCGGGAACCAUGACUUUCAGCUUCCAAAAAGACCCGCUUCCAGGUUAUGAAUCUUGUGGCUCCAUUGUGAUUAAAUAUCAUAUGAAAGAAGGCAUACAAACAGAAGAGCACCCAAACCCAGGAGUGCCAUAUGCUGGAACACAGCGAAUUGCAUACUUGCCUAGUAACAGGGAAGGAAAGGAAGUUUUGGAACUGCUUCGGAAAGCCUUUGACCAAAAGCUAAUUUUCACAGUGGGGGUUUCUCAAGUUACAGGAUUAUCAAAUGUCAUUACAUGGAAUGAUAUCCACCAUAAAACGUCCAGGUCUGGGGGACCAGAAAGAUAUGGCUACCCUGAUCCUAAUUAUCUGAAACGCGUCAAACAGGAGCUGAAAAAUAAAGGAAUUGAGUAAGAAGACUACCGGAAGGAUGUCUUGAGCCAAAUUUUCAGAAGACACGGUUGGAGAGUAAAUAUCCCUAUGUCGAAAGACUUUUUACAAAUGUUCAUCUCAAGCAUUUAUGUAAGAGAAAGAAUCUGUUAGUCUGUCGUUUCUGGAGUGCUACUUUUUAUGGAAGAUAAAAGCCGCAAAGAGCUGGGUGAUUUUUGGUGCAGAGAUGUUAUGCUUCAUUCUUGGGUCAUUGUUGGAAGGAGGGGGGAUAGAGUGUUGUGGGCCUAAAAUCACCUUCUGUGCUCUUCAGUUGAAAUACUAGCUGCCAGUUGAUAGCUCUUUUCCUUACCAUCUCUGGGGUGCCCUUUAGUUUUUUGUUGGUUGCUUUGCCCUUUAAAUACCCUAAAGUAAAAUCCUAGUGUGAAUGGGGGAAGUGAGGAGGCUUUGGUUAUGAAAAAAUUAAAAGACACACAGUCCCCUCUUUCAUGGCCAGAAAAGUGGCCAGGAGAAGAGACUGGGCAACCUUUGGUAAUAAAUAGCAUAAGACUAUUAUUUUUCAUGACACAGAACCUGGUAUACAGUUGGCACUUAAUAAACUUCUGCUGCCUGACUUAGGUGGCUAAUCCCAAGCAGAGGAAUAUAUGUUCCCUAAAUCUUUAGCAGAGACAGGGGUAAGGAAGCCAUUUCUGGAGUCCUCACCACUGAUUUGGAAAACUUUCUUAUCUGGUUACCCACAUCGCAGCCUCUCUCGAAAAAUAAUGAAUGAGAUGUCUUUUUCUUUUCCUGAAGAUACACUUACACCCACAUACACGUUUUUGAUGAGAGGGUAAUAGCUAAUAUUUAUUGUGGACUUAUUUUGUCCCCUUUAUAAGAUCUUUAUAUUUGUGUGAUUGAUAAUACUAAUAUUUCCAUUUUAUAACUGAGGAAACUGAUGCACAGAGAGGAUACCAUGACAAAGUUCACAUAGUUAUCACGUGGAAGUACUUGGAUUUAAUGGAGAUAGCCUGGCCUCAAGGCUUCUCGACCCCAGAGCUGCUCCUCCACAAAGCUGACAAGAGUUCCUGUUACCCCGAGCUUCUCCAGCACAUUUCCUCCAAAGAAAUCUUAUUUGAAGAACUUAAAAACCCAGAAUCUUUUUACCUUUGUCCAGAGAGUUGAGGAAGUUUAAACUAAAUGAUAGGACUUUUUUUUUUUAAAUCAGAUGAUACAUUUAAAUUUUGGUGAUUCAUUAAAGUCUUUACCAUUAUGAUUAGUUGUUUUGUAUCUACUAAGCUUUAGCUAAAUUUACUUUAAAAAACCACACGUUUGGUUCCUGCUAAGGUCUAGAUCCUUGAUUACAAUGCGAGGUGUGCACAGGCAGUUUAAUAAUGUUAGUGGUUGGUGAGCC